Messenger RNA from Adineta steineri, 858 nucleotides. Lineage: Eukaryota; Metazoa; Rotifera; Eurotatoria; Adinetida; Adinetidae. The record is from the annotation of a GenBank genome assembly.
AUGGGAGAAUUUGAGUUAGUAUCUCAUGAUGGCCUUCGACUUUCUGGUUUUGAUUGGCAAUCUUAUGAAAAUCCAAAUUCACCAUCGGCUGUAAUUAUUCUUAUACAUGGUGUAGCAGAAUAUAGUGGACGAUAUGAACAUGUAGCACAUUUUUAUAAUGAAAAUGAUAUAGCUGUUGUUACAAUGGAUCUUCGUGGUCAUGGUCUAAGUGAAGGUGAACAUGUUUUUAUACCAAAAAGUCAUUCAAUGUUUGGAGAUAUUGAUUUAUUAAUUGAAGAAGCACGAUAUCGAUAUCCAACAUGUCCAGCUAUACUUUAUGGACAUUCAAUGGGUGGAAAUUUAGCAUUAUCUUAUACACUUCAUCGAUAUCCCGAUGCAUCAGAUGAUUGUCCAUAUCAAGCUGUUAUUGUUACAGGUCCUUGGAUUCGUUUAGCUCGACUACUUCAACCACCUCGUCCAAUAAAUGCAUUAAUACGAACACUAUGUCGACUGAAUCCAACAUUAAAAGUUCCACUUCGUUUUAAUGCUCGUAGUAUUACACGUGAUGAAAAUAUUGUUGAUGCUUAUAAUGAAGAUCCUCUUAUACGUCGAUCGGCAACAUUAUCUAUUGCACAUCGUAUGGGUACUAUGGCAACAAAACUCGAUCGAACAGCAUGUAAAUUUCAUAUACCUGUUUUAAUUCAACAUGGUAACGCUGAUUCAUUAACAAGUCAUAAAGCCAGCUCAAAAUUUGCUGAUCGAGGAACAAAUAUUCAGUUUAAAAGUUGGCCAAAUUGUUAUCAUGAAUUACACAAUGAACCCGAGAGAGAAAAAAUUUUUCAAUUUACAUUAAAUUGGAUUCAAGAUACAGUACUUUGA